ACAACUGAGUCAACUUAAGUGAAUGCCUCAUCCAUCCAUAUUGUUUCCUCCUUGGUUUCUAAGGCAACAGCCUUGGGAGCAGAAGCACACUUUUGGAGCUCACUCUUCUUUUUUGAUAGGAAACUCAUAAAGUCUCAUCAUGGGAGCUGUGGUGCUUGAUGAUGGUCCAUCUGGAGUUAAAGCCCCAGAUGGUGGCUGGGGUUGGGCUGUUCUCUUUGGGUGCUUCGUCAUCACUGGAUUUUCCUAUGCCUUCCCAAAGGCCAUGAGCGUAUUCUUUAAGGAGCUUAUCCGGGAGUUUGGUGUUGGAUAUAGUGACACCGCAUGGAUUUCCUCCAUUCUAUUGGCUAUGCUUUAUGGAACAGGUCCCCUGUGCAGUAUGUGCGUCAAUCGGUUUGGUUGCCGUCCUGUUAUGCUGGUCGGUGGCCUCUUUGCUUCAGCAGGGAUGAUCAUCGCUUCCUUCUCCACUAAUAUAAUUCAGGUCUAUCUUUCUGCUGGUGUCAUUACUGGAUUGGGUCUGGCACUCAACUUUCAGCCGUCGCUCAUCAUGCUAAAUCGCUACUUUAAUACACGGCGACCGUUGGCCAAUGGGUUGGCCGCAGCUGGAAGCCCCGUAUUUCUUUGUGCGCUUUCACCCUUGGGGCAGGUUCUGCAACAUCAGUAUGGGUGGCGAGGGGGAUUUCUCAUCUUGGGGGGACUGCUUUUGAACUGCUGUGUUUGUGGAGCUCUGAUGAGACCUUUGAACCCUCCUAAAAAACCCGAAGCUUCCAAAGAGACUUCUGAGAAACAAAAAAAGAAAAAACUAUUGGAUUUCAGUGUCUUCAAGGAUCGUGGCUUCCUAAUCUAUACAAUUGCUGCAUCUAUCAUGGUGCUGGGCUUAUUUGUGCCACCAGUCUUUGUGGUGAGCUAUGCUAAGGAUCUGAAGUAUGAGGACACCAAAUCAGCUUUUCUUCUGACCAUUCUUGGAUUCAUCGAUAUAUUUGCUCGGCCUCUUUGUGGAAUAAUAGCCGGUUUGCAGUGGGUUAGGCCCCGCUGUGUCUACCUCUUUAGUUUUGCAAUGUUCUUUAAUGGUUUUACCGAUCUCAUGGGGUCCAUGGCCCAUGACUAUGGUGGCCUAGUGGUCUUCUGCAUUUUCUUUGGCAUUUCCUAUGGAAUGGUUGGUGCUCUUCAAUUUGAAGUCCUCAUGGCUAUUGUUGGUACACAGAAGUUUUCUAGUGCCAUUGGUUUAGUUCUUCUGGCUGAGGCAUUGGCUGUUCUAAUUGGACCACCUUCAGCAGGCAAACUCUUGGAUGCAACACACAAAUACAUGUUUGUUUUUAUUAUGGCUGGCGUUGAAGUUGUUAUCUCAUCUGUGGUGCUGGUUGUAGGGAAUGCCUUCUGCAUGAAAAAACCAGCGCAUGCACACACAAAAGAAGAUCCAUCCGAAAGAGAGGAGUUAAACAAACAACCUGGAGGCUCCAAGGUGGACUCUAUUGAAGUGGAACACUUUCUGAAAGAUGAAAAAAACGGGGAAGUUGUAACUAACCCUGAAACGUGUGUGUGAGUGUGACAAGGACGAAUGCCAGGUAUUUAGGGAGAGAUUCAGAUGAUUUCAACACUCUUUAUUUAUUUUAGAAAUAGAACUAGCUUAGGGCUGGGCCAUCUUGGUUGAGAACUAGAGGCCAACCAGCUCAUGAAAUCACUCUGGAAGAUGGCUUGUUAGAAAACCUUUCUCCCCUGCUUAAAAUGGGAUUGAUCUUCAAAUUAAACUGCUUGGGCAUAACUGUAAGCUAAGCAAAUGGCCUUCUAAACACAUGUAGAGGUCCCACUAUGCAUCACCAGAAAAUGCUCACUUGGAUGAAAAUAUUUUAAUUAGAAAGGAAGUAUAUUUUCCUGUAAUACAGAUGAAAUAUCCAUCUGUUUGUGUGUGUGUGGUGCACCUCAAUGUAACUUCCACGUCUGUGUCUGCUUUAGGAGGAAUGGCUUAGCAAGGAGAAAUCUCAGGGACUUGGUCGUUUCUAGUAGGUUUUAAAACCUACCCAUUUCCAAAUCUUUUUAGAUCAGUUGGCUCAGCCCUAAUUUAAUUUUGAUAACAUGUACAAUUUUCUAGACUUUUUUUUGUCAAUGUAUUUUUAUGAUUUGGGAUGGUUUUUUGUUUUUGUUUCGUUUUAAUUGUCCUUUUUACAGGAAAUAUUAUACAUGUACCAAGAAGGGCACUGCAAUGCUUCUUGGGAACCCUCAUACUGACUGUUCCCACAUGGUGAAAAAACAAAAUGGAAGUUGUUGUGUUUAGUUCUAACAGGCCAACAGAGCAAGCAGGAUACCCCUGUACGCUGCCUCAGCUUUAAAUACCCUCCCUUCAGAACAUCAAUGAAUUACAAAUCAUUCUUUCGCACAGGAAGCCAUUACCAAAAAAAGAAAGAAAAAGAAAUAGAAAAAAAGAAAAGAGAAAGGGUGGAUACUAAUUUCUAGAAGUGAGUCUCCAACAUUUGUGGGCUCCAGAUUAAACUGAGGAGGGUAAGACCAUAUGGUUUAUGUAGUCAGGAUUAAAAAUGAUUAAAAGGUGCUAACUAAUAAAUUUUGGUAAAAUGGUGUAUUGCUCCCAUUAUUCAAUUGUGAGACAUUCAUGGAGUCGUCGGCAGUUACAAAAAAGGAUGGGACUUAAAAGGAAGAAGUUAGGGUGAAGGAGGCAGGUUUGCCUUCUGCCACCCAUAGUCUUCAGAAUGAAACCUCUGGUGCUGCAACUGGCCUUCUGGGACUCACAGUAACUAUUUAAGUGAUGUCUGGGCAACCAGAUGGCAAAAUGGAACAUUUGAGAGCAGAAGUAUAGUUGAUCCUGCAAUGUUGCAUUUGUCAGUUGGGAUGCCACGGGGGGGUCAGUCGAAAGCACGGUACUGGAGAAAAUAGACUGCACUCAGUCCUUCCCAUCAGACUGUCCAAUGGUGGAAGCAGUCCUGGGAUUCACAAUAUAACCAAAUACACAUUGAUUGCCAUUUUCUCAUAAUGAGGAUAGUAAAUGGAUGAUCUUUGCUUAACAACCACAGGUGUUUAAGAUUCUUUCAAAAGGUAGAUGUGUCUCAGGGUUGCUAGUCCUGAAUGAAAAACCCUUAUCUACAUAAAAGAAGUUUAGAGAGUUUACUUUGGUUAUAACCUUGAGUCAAGCACUGGUCCCUAUUUUCAGAGGACUUUAUAGUCUAUGCCAAAUAGAAGUUCCCUACUAUGGUUUAGAUCCACAGGCUCUGAACACAGGUAAGGAUGACAUGUCAAAAGCACCUUGAUGUUCUGGCCCUCCAGAAUGGGAAGAGAUGACAGGAGAGAGUCCAGCAACAUCUGGAUGGCCACAGGUUGCUCAUCUCAUGCCUGCCCUGCACCAUACAUAUGUAAGAAUUGCUAGGGAGAAUGAUAAGGUCUUUGCAGAAGCUGGUCAGAAAAGAAAAAUAAGGCCCCUUUGCCCAGAAAUUUGAGUCCAUCAGUCCAGAGAAGGUCCCAACACAGAAGUAACUGGGCAGGUAGUGUGUGCAUGUAUAGACAAAAACGUGUUGGUAGAUUCCUUAAUAAAGUGUUCAAUAACCACUGAUUUAGUGAGAAUGGAAUGUUUGGUACCCACAUCCAAGUUAAUUGAAUUAAAAGGAUAUUUAACGGUAGGGAUUAGAUUUUUCAAUAUUUUUCUAAAAUGGUGUUUUCCUGGAAAUCUGCUCAUUGGCUGAUCAGAAAACCCAGUGCACUGGUAACAUCGUACAGGCUUCUUGUCCUCUUCCUGAUCUGGCAAUGCCUGUUGUUUGUCUUGGUUUUAAGUCUGUGACACAAUAUGUGCUCCAUUACACUGACUCCUGUGGGUAACCAUAGAGCUUAUCAAGGCUAUACAUCUGCUUUUGAAUUAUACUGACAGCAAAAAAAGAAAGAGGAAAAAAGGCGACAUGCCCUCAGCAAAUAUUAGACACUGCAUUAUUAGAUCUGAAAGUGAAAUGGUCUUUUCAGUCCUGGAAAGCAAUAUGCUGGUUUUGCUAAUAUGGUGUACAGGAAGAAGCAAAAAGCAAAACAUUAACUACUUUCCCACUCUUCAUGUUUCAAAAGCUGCAUGUCAAAAGGUGAGCAGGACUGCUAUUGAGAUAAAAAUGAUUUUUCAAAGACUCAGAAAUGGAGCUCAGAAGCUCUUUGGAUCAUGGCCUACUUCACAAUUAGAAAAUAAGAGAAAGGAACACACAAACACACAAAGAAGGGAGGCUGGAAAUGGGAAGAUGAAUCAAUACUGAAGUUGUUCAUACUUACCAACCAUUUACCAAAAUUGUCAUUUUGAACAGCUACAAAUGCUACAGAAAUCUUGCUCCCAUUAUCCCCUUCAGUCCAAAGUUUCCAACAGUUGUAAUUUCUUAGGGACACAAAUUUCACUAGCUUGUUCAGCAGUCUCUCAGAGAUCAUAGACACAAAAGAAGGAAGGGGAUACCUUUUACAGGGACAAUUUCUUUGAAUGAGACAGGAAAUGCAUUGCAUUUCAGCUUCACAAAUUUCUUUGCAAGACAGAACACAGCUUACAGCUUUUUUGUCCAAAAAAAAAAAAAAAAGCUGACUAUAUCCAUUCACCUUUAUAUCCCUUCUCUUGGGCCAAAAUCUGGGUAUUAGAAAUUACUGCCAGAAAAAAAACCCUAUGCAUAAUGGACAAUUGAAAAUAUCUUCACAGGUUUCUUUGGUAACCAUAAGGAAUAAAAGAACCUUACCUUUAGGUAUGGUUAAGUACAGGAAAUUUCAAUGUUUUUUUUAUUAUAUACCUACUAUAACUUGCACACUGCCAAAUGAUGGUUGUGUGUUCUAUAUUUGAUUAUUCUUUUCUCUUGUCCCCUUUGGCAUUUUUUAUAUAAGAAAUGUAUGUAAAUAUGUAUGUGUGAGCACUAUGUGAGCACAGGUGUUAAUGCAGUACAAUGCAUAUGCAUCCACAAAUGAAAAUGAGCUGCAGCAGCUUACACACAUACUCCUUGAUCCAGAAACCUGUACAUGCACAAGUGUACACGCACAUCUUUUGCAUGGACUAAGGUUCCCAUUCAUUUGAAAGGAUGCAGCCAGUCCACCCAUGUAAAGGGAAUACUGCAUAGUUCUGCAUUCUCCUCUGAGAUGAAUUGGGAAGAGACACUGUGCAGGGGAAAUGGCGUGUGGCUAAUAAUGCUCAAAUCACUGGAAUUGGGCGUUGGAUUUUCCAUAGUAGGCAAAGAACCAACAUGGGUUCUCUACGACAUAAACCAAAAUAAUUAUUUUUGUUAUCUUUUAAUAUAUAUAUAUAUCUAUAUUUUUAUCCAGUCGCAGCAUGAACGAAAAGCAGUUGAACCAAAUAUAAUGAAAUGAUGCAACAGACAUUUAAAGAGUGAUCAGAAGCCUUCUUUCCCCUCAACACAGUUGCUGCUAGCAAUUUAACCAGGGGUAUGGUGGUGGGGGAUUCCAACACAUUUAGGACCCAUUCAUUCUGGUAGUUCCCAAUCACUCACAUCAAUUCCCUUCUAUGCUAUUCUAUCCAGAGUCUAUGCAAUUCUUUUCCCUCUUUAACAAAAACAAGUCCCCUUCAACCAUUAUCACCACGUGACACACUUUUAACAUUUGCCUUCUUUAUUUCUCAAAGCGCAGCUGAUGCUGCCGUCAAGGACUGUAAGGCAGUGGGGACGGAGGGUUUCCAAGAGAACAAAGCUCUUGUGUGCUACGUUUAUUAUUAUGUGCAGAAUCUGUAUUUAAAUUGUCAUUGAGAAGUGAGAGUGUGCGCGUGUGCAUCAAUGUAUUGCUGUGUACGAGUGCAUGCUUGUGGCAGGUUUGAGGCAAAUGGAGUCACUUCUGUCCCUGUUUUCAUGUAAAUGCACUUUAAUGUAAUAUGUGGUUGUCAAUGUAAUUUGGAUUUAUGCUUUUCUAGUGAACUCUUUCAACCAUAGUGAAUAAAGUUAUUUAUUCUGUUGUCA
Elgaria multicarinata webbii is the source of this 5909-nucleotide messenger RNA. RefSeq names its product solute carrier family 16 member 3 (gene SLC16A3). Lineage: Eukaryota; Metazoa; Chordata; Lepidosauria; Squamata; Anguidae. Gene Ontology annotation, cellular component: plasma membrane. The transcript is spliced from 5 exons. Gene Ontology annotation, biological process: monocarboxylic acid transport; transmembrane transport. Gene Ontology annotation, molecular function: monocarboxylic acid transmembrane transporter activity. The record is from RefSeq and is a predicted model, not a curated record. The coding region runs from base 140 to 1540 and encodes 466 amino acids.